AUGUCAAACCAGCCAGGAUAUGCAUGGUUAUUUCUCUUGACUUCUACAAGCAACGUAGAAUUGCUCACUCCAGGGAAUGAGAUCCUGGGCUCUUCUUGGGAGCUAGUUAGAAUGCACCAAAACAAACAUGUAAAACCGGCUUCUCCGUCAGAUAACAAACCAAGGCCCACUGAGUUGAAAGAUAGCAUGUCGAUAUCUCAAGAAGAAGAUGGAUCUCCAACAAGAGAAGCAAACAGUGAUGCAAGCGUUCAGCCAUACAGGCAAGACAUGUUUUUUGAAAAUGCGAACAUAGACAGAGAGAGCAGAACUAAUAAAAACCCAAAGCUUCAAAAAGAUUCCUCUGAGGUUCAUAAAGAGCUCCAUUUGCAGGAGAGGGCUAAAAGCAUCACGGAAGAAAGUCACAACAUUGGCGCCCAGAGAAACUCAGUUGCACCUGCAAAUACAUUGGUUUUGAAAUUCAAAACAGUUCUCAACGUGAAAACUGGUAAAUCAGAUUGA
Messenger RNA from Dovyalis caffra, 498 nucleotides. Lineage: Eukaryota; Viridiplantae; Streptophyta; Magnoliopsida; Malpighiales; Salicaceae. The record is from the annotation of a GenBank genome assembly.